AUGAGUUCUGUGGGUUACGAUGAUUCCGAGCCUGAGCCCAAGCGAAGAAGGGUUCGAAAGGGAACUCACAGUUGUUGGGAGUGCAAACGGAGAAAAGUACGAUGCAACUUUGCCUCAGCGGCUGAUACAAUUUGUAUCACCUGUCGCCGACGUGGCACAAAGUGCGUCUCACAGGAGUUACCUGAAGAGCAGCACGUUGAUGCCGCGGAUCGCAUAGAGCGCGGGGCGGAAGAGACACCGUCACGCACGACUCACACUCGAGCACCUCCAGCAUCCAGGAUAUCGCAAGCCCUCCUGGAAGCCUUCCCCGUCCGGAAAGACGUUGAUAUCUUACUCGAAAAAUGCACUGGAAUUUCCCAAUUCUGUCACCAAGUCAAUGAUAUGCCGCACACACAAGACACGGGCGGAAAACUCGAGAUCAAAGCCAAAUUAACGGAAAGUGUUAGUCCUCUUACUCAUCCGGUGCUCGUCGCCAAACAAAUGCUCAUGCUUUCCUCCUUGAUCGCACAUUUUCCGCCACAGCAGCAUAUCAGCGGCCUAUCUGAGCAUCACCGCGUCACAAUGGAGAGACUUGCUGAGACAGCAAUCAGCCUGGUAACAACGAACGAAGAACUAUUGGGACCCAUGGAAAUCUUGGAAUGUAUUUUGCUCGAAGGACUUUACCACCUAAAUUGCGGAAAUAUUCGACGAGGUUGGCUUGCACACAGGAGAGCCAUGGUGGCGGCACAAUUGUCCGGGAUCCAUCGCCCACGAUGCCCUCCCGUAAAAACAAUUAACUCCGACACGGAUAUUGACCCAACAUACAUGUGGUCUCACAUUGUCUACCUGGAACGCUUCCUAUCUCUGAUCCUGGGUCUCCCUUCCGGGCAACCAGACGUCAGGCUGGAUUCGGAUUUGACGUUAACACGUGUUACAUCGAGCGACCGGCUAGAGCGUUGCCAUGCCAGGAUCACUGGCCGAAUCCUCGAACGAAACCAACUUGGUGUGUCGCAGCAUGUUCGCGACCUGACUCUCGACAUUGACAAGGAGCUUCGCAUGACGGCCGAAAGCUUGCCUGCCGACUUCUGGCGCCCGCCAGACUUCACCGGCAUUGACUUGGACUCGGACGAAGCAUUCAGAGAGACAAUGCGGAUCCGGGAUCAAGUGACUCACUACACAUUGCUCAACCAGCUGCACCUGCCGUUUUUGAUGUGCCCCAGCAGAUGCGAGAUUCAAUACUCCCAAAGCUCUUGCGUGUAUGCCAGUCGCGAGGUCUUGACCAGGUUUAUCGCGUUUCGGUCGAUCAACAACAGCUGGUCUUGUUGCCGACUGGCCGACUUUCUCGCUCUGAUAGCCGGCAUGACUCUAAUGAUAAUCCACCUCGACAGUCAUCAACACAUAGGCAAGGACAAUCUCCUGGCACACCAGCGGCUCGGAGAUCGUGCCACGGUGAAGCAGGCCCUCAAAAUCAUGGAGCUGAAUUCCGAGGUUCAUGAAGACAUGUUAUCGGCCAAGUGCGCUGGUUUGUUGCAGAAUCUACUACGAACCGAAGCAGCUUCCCAACGCUUCAGAUCUCAUGGAGACGAGGGUCACCAGGAAGACGUGGAGGACGCUCUGUUCGUCACCGUCCCCUACUUUGGCACCAUCCGAAUCGGCCGCGAUGGUAUCAAGUCGGCAGCUAAGACUCCGCCGCAACCUCUACAAAAUCCCGAAGCCGACAUUACCAUUGGAGGCAUUGGAUCAGUCCACUUCGGCGAUAGUGUUGUGGCGCGUGACACGGGUCUUUCGGUAGCCGAUGUGUCAACAGGUUGCGGGAGCAUGCCAUCUCAAUCACGCCUGCCGGCGUUUCAGCCGCAACCACAACAUGACGAGCUGCAUACUGAGACCGAUAGUGUGGACCUGCCCAGUGCCGCCCAAGAUUUGUACACAGGGGCUGCCGGUGUCAACGAUUGGGCUUUCCAGGGCAUCGAUACCGCCUUCUUUGAUAACUUGCUGAUGGGCACCGACAUGCAGGUUGGCGACGGAACAGUGGCUAGCUGGGACCGGAAUGCGCCUGGUGGUUAA
This is a messenger RNA of Exophiala viscosa, 2043 nucleotides long. RefSeq names its product putative Zn(II)2Cys6 transcription factor. The record is from RefSeq and is a predicted model, not a curated record. Lineage: Eukaryota; Fungi; Ascomycota; Eurotiomycetes; Chaetothyriales; Herpotrichiellaceae. The coding region runs from base 1 to 2043 and encodes 680 amino acids. Gene Ontology annotation, molecular function: zinc ion binding; DNA binding; DNA-binding transcription factor activity, RNA polymerase II-specific. The transcript is spliced from 4 exons. Gene Ontology annotation, biological process: DNA-templated transcription; regulation of DNA-templated transcription.